Messenger RNA from [Torrubiella] hemipterigena, 2204 nucleotides. Lineage: Eukaryota; Fungi; Ascomycota; Sordariomycetes; Hypocreales; Clavicipitaceae. The record is from the annotation of a GenBank genome assembly.
CUAAACAAGACAUCGACUGAUAUCGCCGCCAGUGGUGCAAGCGGCACAAGAAGAGGUAACAAGACCAAAGGAUGAUGCGAUUGGAAGGCAAGGACGGCAGCGGACAGGCUGGUCGCGCUGAUGUGCGGGAGGGCAAAGGGGUGGUGCGGCGGGACAUAGCCCCCGACGCUGCGUGUGAUGUGCGGAACAGCCACCCGCGCCUCCCUUGCCCAUUAUCUCGGUACAGAAGAGUCAAUAGAAGCCAGAGAAGAAAAUCAGGGCUCCUGUCCCCCCACCUGGGCUUGCACCGCGCUGGUGGUGAGAAGGCGGGAUGUAACCAUUUCGAUUUCACCAGCGGAGUCGCCUCAGCUCGGCUGUUCCUCACGGCCCCUUCUUUUAGUCCUUUGUUUUCGUUUUUAUUAAUCCCUGUCCCCUUCUGGCAAAUCCGCUCCAAUCUUGCCCUUUUAGCUCCGGCUUUUACGUCGCCUGAAGAAAAGUCGCACGUCCCGCAACCGUUGACCGGCUCUCGUCAAGCAAGCACGCGGCUUGUAUUUGAGGACGCUGUCUGCCCGCCCCUGCGUCGUCGUCGCCCUACCUUUUUCGUUUCGAAGUUUGCGCGCAUUGGUUUUGAUUCAACCUUAUCCUGUCGUUCUCACUAUGUUUUCUUGAGAUUUAUUCCCUCCUUGGCUGGUCUUCUCGAUAACACACGGGCGCCAGUGGCCAUGAGCUCCAGCAACAAGCCGACUCCGUCGUCUGCAACUACUUCCAAGCAGGAUCCUCCCCGUCCACCGACAUCCUUUCCCACACACAACUCCCCUCGAGCAUGGCUCCUGACGGCAGCCCUUUCGCCCUUAGCAGUGCGCCUCAUGCGCCAACUGCUCGCCCACGGCGAUUACGUUGUCGCGUGCCUUCCGCCACAUGAAUUCGAACAUGAAGAGCGAAGCGCCGAGUUCCGCGAGCUUAUUGCCGAAUGUAAGAGCGGACGAAAGGAUCGAGAAGGCUGGAAGGAUCGCAUCCGUGGCAUACGCUGUGAUGGCCGCACUAUGAGCGGCUGCGGGGCUGCCGUCGCAGAAGCGGUUCAAGUUUUUGGCCGGAUCGAUAUUCUCCUCUGCUGUAAAUCAGAAGCCGUAAUCGGUUCUGUUGAAGAGCUAGCCACCAACCCCAAAACAAGAAACCUGGUCCGCGACCAAUUCGAAUCGAUCUUCUUUUCACAGGUCAACUUCAUCAAAGCCACACUUCCACAGCUCCGGUCACAACGCACAGGGCACAUUAUUGUUCUUAGCAGCAUUGGCGGACACAUUGGCACACCAAACAUGUCCAUGUACACUGCCGCGACUUGGGCUCUCGAGGGCUUCUGUGAUUCGCUUGCCUACGAAAUUGCGCCGUUCAAUGUGAAACUCACUAUUGUUCAGCCCAACAAGGAGAUCCAAUCCCUGACAAACCGUUUAAUCUUUGCGCCACAAAUACCCGCCUACGCACACACAAUGAACCCGGCCCCCAGUAUCCGCGAAAUGUUGUCCAAUGUUCUCAACACGGAUCCCGAGACGGCCAUGCCACCGGCACUUGACUUUGACGACUUCCCGGCAUCCCCCACUGGCGCCUCAAUCGAGCCCGAGCAGGGCAUUGGCGAAAUACUGACCCGAUAUCCGAAGCUCUCGCCAACUGCCGUUGACAAGCUAGUCGGCGAGACAGUUCACGCACUGGCUGCCAUUGGUGGCCAUGAGAACCCACCAUCACGCCAUAUUGUUGGCAGCGAGGGCGCCACUGCAGUCAAGGAGAAGCUCAAGACUGUCACUGAAGAAAUGGAAGAUUUUGUAGAAUCGAGUCUUGCCGUGGAUAUUUUUGAUAGCGAGCUGAAGAAGGAAGCCCGUGAAGGCCGCACCAGCGAGCAGUCACCCAAUCCGGGCCCUUCGACAGAGUAAAGCUGGUGAUGUGCUUUGACUUGGGCGGAGUGGCUGAGGCUUGCACAAGCGUUGUGAUAUUUCUUUCUUCUCUUUUUUUUCUUUGGACAAAAGUAAAAGCAGUGUAAACAACCAGAUGGUUGACUGGCUGGGACUGCCUUUGGAUAGGUUGGCGUUGGUUGUUUGGCGCUGCGUAAUACCCUGGGUUUGCUAUUAUUUUUUAUUCAUUUAUUAGACUGGAAGGCUGCCAGAACCUGUUUUUGGAUUAUUCAGCUAACAGCAUGAAAAUUUUAAUACAUUAUCUAAUUUAUCCUCGAAAUGCAA